This is a messenger RNA of Podarcis muralis (Common wall lizard), 2328 nucleotides long. The record is from RefSeq and is a predicted model, not a curated record. NCBI's taxonomy places the organism in Eukaryota, Metazoa, Chordata, Lepidosauria, Squamata, Lacertidae.
CUAGUCAUCCUGGCAAACCCCCCAGGCGUGGAGCUCCGGGCAAGCAGAACUGGUUGCUUAUUGAAAGGCGCAACCUGACACAGGGAGACAGCUACAGUGUUUGGGUGGAAACCAAUUACGGCAUGGCUGGGAUUGCAACUUCCGCUAAGUUAAACUUCAGCUUGGAUGAAAUAGUGAAGCCGCCUCCUCCUGAUCUGGAGCCUGUGGUGUUUGAGUCCUCUGUCGCGAUGGUCAGUUGGAAGAACCCUCACUGGUCUGAAUCCCUUCAUCACCAGCCGCCUCACCUGUGCCCUUCGAUACAAGAUGUCCAAGGACCAUAGCUGGACCUACCUGAGUGAGGAGCAUGUAGACCAGGAAGGGUAUGACCUGGAGGACCUGAAGCCUUUCACUUCCUACGAGGUGCAGGUACAAUGCAUUCCAGAAAUGAAGAAAGGCUUCUGGAGUGAAUGGAGUUCAUCCCAGACCUUCGUAACCCCGGAGGCAGCUCCCCUGGGUCAGGUAGACGUGUGGCAAAAAGUUGGUGUUUCUGAGAAAGGUGUUCCAAGUCGCUUCCUGCUGUGGAAGGCACCAGACCCCGAAGCAGCUCGGGGAGUCAUCCUCGACUAUGAAGUUGUUUUCCGGGACCGCGACAAAAAGAUCACUACGAUGGUGUGCCUUUGUUGCCAUGCUGCCCUCCCUCUUUCUGCCGACUAUGCCUGGGUAUCGGCCCGAAAUUCCGUUAAGAAUACGCUGCCUGCCAACCUCAGCUUGGAACAAGCAGAUCUUCCUGGCCCUGAGGAAGUCCAGGUGAUGGCUGUACCAGGCCUGGGUCUCAGGGUGAUGUGGAAGCCCAGUGCAAGUGCUCGGUGGCUCCAGCCUGAGGAGUAUGUGGUGGAAUGGAGAGAAGAGAUCUCCAGCAACCCCGUCGGACAGUUGCUGAACUGGAUACGGAGCCCCAGGAACAGCAGCAGCGCCCUGUUGAGAGGUAACUUCAGAGCAAAGGUGCCCUACCUUGUCUGCGUCUAUGCUGUGUAUGCUCAUGGGAGCAGCGCUUCGGUCCCUGUGCAAGCCUACUUCAAGGAAGGAGCACCAACAGCUGCUCCCCAGGGACUGCAGGACAGAAGCAUUACACCUACAGCCUCUCUCAUCUCCUGGGGGGAAAUUCCGCUGGGAGAUCGCAAUGGACACAUCACCCACUACACACUUUACCUGGGACAUCCCACUUUACGGAACGCCAAGGCAAACAGGACCAUUGUAGUUGGUGCUGCAGAGAGGAGCUACAGUCUCUUGGACCUGACGCCUGGGACUCCCUACCAGCUCUGCAUGACGGGAUCCACCUCAGCUGGGGAAGGUGUGCCCAGUCCUGUGCAUCACUUCCGCACUCCAGAUUCCCAUUGGCAGACCCUCCUGGCAGUCUUCCUGGUUCUGGGAUUCCUGCUUUUCGUGGCCUUACUUGUGGUGCUGGUUAAUUACAGAAGGGUCCUUGACUUCUGCCAUAAGAUCCUGCCUCCGUGGUGCUGGGAGAAGAUUCCAGACCCAGGGCACAGUGAUGUUACCUCGAGGAUUGAUGAGCACAACGCUGCCCCUGGCAUGGAUGCCCUAAGCCAAUGCCCAGUCAAGUUCCCAGAAGAGCUAGACAUUGUUGAGAUUAAGGAACCAGCCCCAGAGCAGACCACGCCCCUUGCCCCAGUGGAGUUCUCUGGCUAUGAGAAGCGAUUCAUGCCCACUUUGGAGGAGCUGCAGAGGCUGGCUUGAGAAGAGAGGAUGCCUAUGAUCUUUGGAGACCAAUGGGAGAGUGGGGACCUGAAGCUUAUUCCUACAGCCUCUGAUCUCUGGCUGGACCAUGGUCAGCAACCUAUGCUCCCGCAUUUGUUCUUCAGCCUUGGACAUACUGUAGGAAAAGUGCCCUGCCAAUUUCUUUGGCUAUCAGAGCAUCUCUUAUGCCAUGGAUCAAAGGGCAGAACUGUCGGUUACAGACCCAGGUGCUCUAACCGGUGCUUGUGGCCUCAAAACAGCCACAGAGAGAUUCCUGGGAAGGAGGAAGCACAAUGAAGUUGUGGACUGAGCCUGGAUCUUCCUCAAGGCUCCCCGGUGUUAAGCUGUUACUACUUGGCUCGGUCUUUCUGUUGUCUCAGCUGUUUGAUCUCCACCUGGAUGCUGGAGCCUAUUGGUGUUUCACAACUUUCUGACUAGUUGCAGGACCUUAGCCAGACCUAGCAGAGUAAACGUAGAGUUUACUGGCUGCAGACAAGAUGGACGGAGCAGGAACCAGGAACUUGUAGUUAUGGGUGUUUAUUAUAUACAGUGGACUAUUUACAGGAACAGAACAGAACACGGAUCUUUGACUUG